Messenger RNA from Podarcis raffonei (Aeolian wall lizard), 2610 nucleotides. RefSeq names its product aarF domain containing kinase 1 (gene ADCK1). Bases 192 to 1760 code for a protein of 522 amino acids. The transcript is spliced from 11 exons. Gene Ontology annotation, biological process: mitochondrion organization; lipid homeostasis; protein phosphorylation. NCBI's taxonomy places the organism in Eukaryota, Metazoa, Chordata, Lepidosauria, Squamata, Lacertidae. Gene Ontology annotation, cellular component: mitochondrial inner membrane. Gene Ontology annotation, molecular function: ATP binding; protein kinase activity. The record is from RefSeq and is a predicted model, not a curated record.
GAUCCAUCUUUGGGAAAAAGAAAGUUUUGCACUGAAGGCAGAGGCCAGUUUAGUGAGUGCUGUUUGCUAAACUGGAAAAUGUUGGUCUUCCUUAAGGAUGAACACAUUUAGGCUACAGUCCUGUGCCCACUUACCUGGAAGUAAGCCCCAAUGAACUCAAUUAAACUUAUUUCUGAGUAGUGUUUGCUGCCAUGGCCAGAAGGGCUUUAAAACUCGCAUCGUUGGCCACUGCAGCAGCAGCCACCACUGGGUUUUACCUGUAUGGCAACAAGCACCUGGAUCCCAACGAUUUUGGAGUUGUUCGAGUAGGCAGAGCAUUUGCCACAACAGCAAUUAUUACUUUUGACUACCUCACUUCUCUCCGGAGUGUUUCACGUGGGACAGAAGAAUAUGAGUCUGUCAAAUCACAGGUGCAUCUGCGCUCUGCAGAACGUCUCCGAGACCUGUGUUGUGCCAACCGGGGCACCUUCAUCAAAGUGGGGCAGCACCUGGGGGCUCUCGACUAUCUCUUGCCUGAGGAAUACACUCGCACACUCAAGGUGCUGCACAGCCAAGCCCCUCAGAGCAGCAGGCGAGAGAUCGAGCAAGUGAUCUUGGAGGACCUGGGCAAAGGGAUUAAUGAGUUGUUUAUAAGUUUUGAAGAUGCUCCAUUGGGGGCGGCAUCCCUGGCCCAAGUCCACAAGGCUGUGCUACACGAUGGGAGAACCGUUGCAGUGAAAGUCCAGCACCCGAAGGUUCAAACACAGAGUUCAAAGGAUAUUCUGUUGAUGGAGGUCCUUGUCUCGGCCGUGAAGCAGAUCUUCCCAGACUUUGAAUUCAUGUGGUUAGUUGAAGAAUCUAAAAAGAACUUGCCUCUUGAGCUGGACUUCCUGAACGAAGGGAGGAAUGCUGAGAAGGUGGCCCACAUGCUCAGAAAGUUUGAUUUUCUAAAGAUCCCUAAGAUUUAUUGGGAGCUCUCAACAAAGCGUGUUCUUUUCAUGGAGUUCAUGGAAGGUGGGCAGGUGAAUGACAAGGCCUACAUGGAGAGAAAUUGCAUCAAUGUCAAUGAGAUAUCUCACAACUUGGGGAAGAUGUACAGUGAAAUGAUAUUUGUCAAUGGCUUUGUGCACUGUGACCCACACCCUGGCAACGUGUUGGUGAAGAAGUGUCCAAGUACAGGCAAGACGCACAUUAUACUUCUGGACCAUGGGCUCUAUCAGGUCCUGUCAGAGAAUGUCCGCUUGGACUAUUGCCGGCUUUGGCAGGCCUUGAUCAAAUCUGACAUGAAGCGUGUCCAGAAAUACAGUCGUCGGCUGGGAGCGGGCGACCUGUAUCCCCUCUUUGCCUGCAUGCUCACUGCCAGGUCUUGGGAGUCAGUCAACAGGGGCAUCGACCGGCUGCCAGUCACUAAACAAGAGGAUGUGGAAAUCCGGACGAACGCUGCCAUGUACCUACCUCAGAUCACCAAGCUGCUGAACAGCGUCCCCCGUCAGAUUUUGCUGCUGUUGAAGACCAAUGAUUUGUUGAGGGGGAUUGAAUCAGCUUUACAGACACGGGCCAGUGCCAGCUCCUUCCUCAACAUGUCUCGCUGCUGCAUUCGAGCUGUCUCCACGCACCAGAGGAGCAAGAGUGACUCACUGUACAGGAAGGCACAGAUAUCCAUCUCUGAGGCCCUGAGCUUGUGGCAGAUCAACUUGUACGAACUUUUCCUGCGGCUGAAGGGGUCCCAGCUGGGGAACUGGGUCAUUGCUUUCCUGAGCUGGAUGCACCAUUCCUCAUAGUGACAUGAACUGGUGGCAGAAGCUGGGCCUGAUUAUAUCCUUGCCUUUCUCAGCUGCGGCAUUCUAUUUAUUCUGCUGGAGUUUUCUGGGUCUGUUUUCAUGUAACACACGGUGCUGUCCUUGUUGCCUUUUGCAGGGUCACUUUCUUUCUGAGGCAGAGAAGGCGAAAUCACAAAACAGCAUCUAGAGCUCAAGGGAGCCAGAAGUCUCAUGCUUCCAGAUAUAGUUCAGGAUGGUGGCAGCUUAGGGAGAAGGUUGCAAAUUUCUCUGUCGGCAGAUCUCCAGCUGAAGUCCUAAAGAACUGCACAGGACCAACGAGCUUCUAACAAUACCAUACAGGUUUCCUGAGCAGAUACUGCAGAAUUGUUGCAUUAAUUCCCCUUCAGUUCUGCUGAAAUGUUCCAAAACAAAAUGGAUUUUGCCAAAGAAUUGAAAGCCAGAAUGUCUAAACAGUACUCCCACUUCUGGGAGAUUUUGAACGCAAAGGCUGGGAGUGAAACCAGUGAGAAUUUCUUUUCUAAUUGUCACCCUACCCCUCUCCAGGUGACAGUUUUUAAAAAACAAACACAACCACAGACAUGUCUAGUAGCCAUGGAAUUCAAGUAACCUGUUUUGGGCCUCUCUGGUUGUGAGGUUUGGGAAAUUUGGGGAUAUUUUAAUUGCCUUAAUUACCUGAGAUGUAAACUAGAGGCAGCAACACCAACCUGCAGUGGAAGUGUUCAGAGAGAGACACUGUUGAAUGGCAACACAUUAUUGUCUGAGAACUCAUUCACAAGUCAGUGCUGGUCAUGUUUUGUGUAUUUGCAAGGGGAAAUAAACAAGAGCUUCCUCCCUUUGGGAAGUAAAAAGA